AUGACUACGUCCCCGUGGACAACAAAGUCGGGUACGCGCUCGGGGCCGACCGUAUCGUAUGCUCAGCGCUUGCGCCAAGCUAACGCCGCGGCGGAUUUUACAGCCAACGAGAGAGAUCAAUCAAAGUCCAAGAAGAUAUCAGUGAAUGAGUCCUCUCCUGCAUCUGCCUCAUCCGAAGCAUUAUCGUCGUCGAGCACCAUCACGCAUUCGCCCAAAUCAGUGCCUCUCAAAGUAGCUGAACCGCCCUCAACUUCGCCAGGUUCCCCACCACAUUCAGCUCAGGGUGAAUCAGAAUCAGAGCUCUCCAAUGGAAAUGACAAUGUCUGGGAGCUUCGUAUGCGUCGACGUCAUCAACGGGACUUGUACCCCAGGCAUCAUUCUGACUCCUCUUCGACCCAGCAUACAAAUCCUACGUCAAAAAAAUGCUCGCAUUCUCAAACCUCGAAUGCCUCUUCUGUGCAAAAUGAUUCUGAACUAGCCCUUGAUGAUAUUGCUAAUGACGCAUGGCUCCAACGUAUCCACAUGCUCAACGGUGGUAAAAGUGCCCCGCUAUUUGUCAAGCAUUUGACUUCAACGCCUGACAAACCCAGUUUGUCUUCUUCUACUGGGGAUGUAUCCGAAUCACAUGAAUCAGAUAACGUUACAUCCCAUGCCAUGUCUUCCUCUGCCCCGGACACUACCAUGACGAACGGCUGGUCUCAGUCAUGGCUAUACCAAGCUGGUCCCCAACCUGUGUUCUUAAUGACUCCCUAUGGACUGCUUCCGUCUAAUGCAACGACUCCUGCCACCUAUGCUGAUGGUUCCUUCUCACCCCAUCGCUCCAUGGAUUCUUACCAACAUCAUAUGCGCCAUGAUGCUCCAUUUCCAAUGGGCUAUCCACGGAUGGUUCCAAUGCAGGAUAAGUUGGAGGGAAGUGUGUGGUCUCGACGUGGCCGCGCUGGUCGUGGCCGUGGAUCGUCCAGAGCUUCAGUCAUCACACAUGGAAUGCAAAAUGGCGCUGUAGCCAUGCAGCCUGCACAAAGACCUGAAGGGCCGGCAUCUUUGCCUGAUGGCUACCCUCAUCAAUUAGUUAAGACAAAACAAGACGAAUUCUAUGAUAAGAGUCAUGCUGAUUCUCAUCAACAUCACAUUAAUAACGAGUCGAAUACCGCAUCAUCUACGUCCUAUUCAGGUCACGCUCCAAAUGCUCAAAACGAGAAAGCAUUUCUUUCAAGCUAUGGACCCUAUGCGGCACCCUACAUGAACCAACCCGGUGCCCCUGCAGCUCCAUAUUCCAUGCCAGUGCUAACUUAUGUGGCGAUGGAUCCAAAUGCGUCGUCCCCAGUGCCAACGCCUGUCUUUCCCUAUUAUGUACCUGCAGCUACGCCUCCUACCGAUGCUUCUGUCCUUUCAGAGCAUCUUCGAGCACAAGUUGAAUUCUACUUUUCCGAUGCGAAUUUGGCGUCAGACUUCUUUCUUCGCCAGAAAAUGGAUGACCAGGGAUUUGUGGCAUUGGAAACAAUUCUUGGGUUCAAGCGUCUCCGCUCCAUGUUUAAAAAUGCUGUGUCGAAUGCAUCCACGGAUGAGCCUCAAAGUAUACCGGAGGAAGGUCAAAAAGAAACGCUGCGUUCUGCUUUAGCGCAAAGUCAGGUGCUUGAACUAAACCACGAUCACACGAAAGUUCGCCGGCAGAAUGGCUGGCAAUCAUACCUGCUGCCUCCAAAUUAA
This is a messenger RNA of Malassezia restricta, 1707 nucleotides long. Its product is annotated as La domain protein. The coding region runs from base 1 to 1707 and encodes 568 amino acids. The record is from RefSeq and is a predicted model, not a curated record. The transcript has a single exon. Gene Ontology annotation, molecular function: RNA binding. Lineage: Eukaryota; Fungi; Basidiomycota; Malasseziomycetes; Malasseziales; Malasseziaceae.